Molecule: messenger RNA, 2878 nt
Organism: Haplochromis burtoni (Burton's mouthbrooder)
Lineage: Eukaryota; Metazoa; Chordata; Actinopteri; Cichliformes; Cichlidae
Gene: cyth2
Product: cytohesin 2
Exons: 12
Coding region: 142-1392 (416 amino acids)
Biological process (GO): regulation of ARF protein signal transduction
Molecular function (GO): guanyl-nucleotide exchange factor activity
Source: RefSeq, a predicted model, not a curated record
CCGCUUUAAAUGUCAGACACUACUUCCGGUGUCGCCACCUCCUUUGUCUCCGGCCCAAAAUUUCGACACCAGUGGUUCUUUUUUUUCUCCCGUUUAGUUUUGAGGAUAUAUUUAUAUAUAUCCCUAUUUUUUUGACAUUGAAUGACAUUCGAUUCUGAACUAUUUAUGCCUAAAAGUAAAGCGCCAAAAAUGGAUGACCUGGACUACAUCCCAGUAGACCUGAGCCCAGAGGAGCGUUCUGAGCUGGAGGACAUCCGUAGGAGGAAGGGCGUCCUGCUGCAGGAGAUCCAGAGGCUCAGAGAGGAGUUACGAGAGGCAAUUUUAGAGGUAGAGGGACUGGAGACAAGCACAGAGGGCAGUAAAACUCUACAGAAAAGUAGGCAUGUGGCAAUGGGAAGGAAGAAAUUCAACAUGGAUCCUAAAAAGGGCAUUGCAUUUCUGGUGGAGAAUGAGCUGCUCAGACACACUCCAGAGGACAUUGCUCAGUUCUUAUACAAAGGAGAGGGCCUCAACAAGACGGCUAUAGGAGAUUACCUCGGAGAAAGAGAUGACUUCAACAUCAAAGUCUUGCAGGCUUUCGUUGACCUCCAUGAGUUUACUGAUCUCAACCUCGUCCAGGCCCUCAGACAGUUCCUGUGGAGUUUCCGUUUGCCUGGUGAAGCUCAGAAGAUCGACAGAAUGAUGGAAGCCUUUGCUCAGAGAUACUGCCACUGCAACCCCGGUGUCUUCCAGAGCACUGACACAUGUUACGUGCUUUCUUUUGCCAUAAUUAUGCUGAACACGAGCCUCCACAAUCCUAACGUGAGAGACAAACCUGGAGUGGACCGCUUCAUCUCGAUGAACCGAGGGAUCAAUGAGGGGGGAGACCUACCAGAGGAGCUGCUCAGAAAUCUCUACGAAAGCAUUAAGAACGAGCCCUUCAAGAUCCCGGAAGAUGACGGCAAUGACCUGACACACACCUUCUUCAACCCUGACAGAGAGGGCUGGCUUCUUAAGCUUGGGGGAAGGGUGAAAACCUGGAAACGUCGAUGGUUCAUUCUCACAGAUAACUGCCUUUAUUACUUUGAAUAUACCACAGAUAAAGAGCCACGAGGUAUCAUUCCCUUGGAAAACCUUAGCAUUCGAGAAGUAGAAGACCCAAGGAAACCUAACUGUUUUGAGCUGUACAUCCCCAACAACCGUGGUCAGCUAAUUAAGGCGUGUAAGACGGAGGCUGAUGGGCGAGUAGUGGAAGGAAACCACAUGGUGUACCGCAUCUCUGCUCCCACACCUGAGGAGAAGGACGAGUGGAUCCACAGCAUCAAAUCUGCCGUUAGUGUGGAUCCCUUCUACGAGAUGCUUGCUGCCAGGAAGAAACGUAUAUCACUUAAGAAGAAAGAGGAGCAGCCAUAGAUCACGCCCUUCGCUCUCUCCCUGUCUUCCUCAGCUCCUUCAUCCCUGCUCCUUACAACUCGUUCAUAAGUUUUGAUAACCCCUCCUUCCUUAUCCCUAAUAGCCGUCUCUUCCUUUUCUGAGGACUCUUCCUUGCUGCCCUAUCUGCCAGACUUUUGAAAAGCCACAUUCAGAGUGAGAAACUCACCCUGUGUGGCUGCCUCUUAUCUUGGUUCUUACACUACUGCUGUUACACACUACAGGCGUGUGUUAGACCAUAUUCACACCAGUGCUGAUCAUCUCUAAAACAACUUUUUUGGCCUUUAAGCCACACUCAUUAUACUUGGUAAUGAGGGACCUGGAAAAGCUAAGAUUAGCUAAGUCUGCACCUCACAGGAACUAAAAGGUUUCUUUAUGCUGCUGGUUGUCUGCGUUACUAAACAUCUGCGAACAUUUGGGACGUUUGAUGUUUUCAGUGGAACUACUCACACAAAGUCUUGGAAUCCGGCACUUUUCUCAUGUGAAUUUGAGCUUUAGGGUUUAAAUUCAGUAAGUAACAAUAAUGACUCACUGCUUUGUGACUGGCUUGAACUUUCAGACAGUAAGGCCGGAUUUAGACUUCUGCAGGGAAUCUAGGUAGAGCCUACGGGAUAACCCACGUAAGCAGCUGACGUUGUUAGCGGCAUUUACGCUUCCGUAACAUGUGGCUGUGUCCCAGUGUUUUAUAUGCUGCUGGGUCCCCACUCUUUGCUGCCAUCAGUCUUUUUGUUUUUAUUAGGGGUAAACCUAUUUGUCCUUGUAGCUUUUCCACUUCAAUGUACAUUCCCUCAUGCCCAUGUCGAUAGUUUCAGUAAUUUCUUAUUACUGCAUCGACCCAAUGUGUAGUUACAUUUGUAGGGAGGUCCACGUCAGGUUACGCUGUAGGGUUACACAUGGGUUUGCAGUAAGGGCGUAGCUACAGCGCAGAUUUCCCACUGAAGCAUAAAUCCCCAGUAUCAGCACCAGUAUCAUUAAGCAAAGAUCUUUUUGGGGGAGGGGGGUAUAAUAAUGCUCGCGCGACUUGAUUUAGGCCUUCUCUCUCUGCUGAUCUUGUCCAUUUUUGUGAGUCUUGCAGUUGCAUUUUAUCACAUAGACCCCCUACAAAUAGCAGCGAGUUGUUCAGCAUAAACACUCUAGGCUGACUUGAGCCCCUGCCUAUGCCUGUUGGAAAUUUUUCUUUUUUGGCACAUGUAGUGGAUUUUUGGAAGGUGAUAUGAAGAGCAGGUGUGGAUCCAAAACCAAUGAAACAAACAUCUGUCAGAGAUUCGUCUGCAUUAGUGUGAAUGUGGUCUUUUUCAGGUUAGAAGUCCUCUGAACCUAAACGAGACAUUGCCUUUCUUGAUUGUGCAUACCCUACACCAGGGGUGGGCAACGCCAGGCCGCGAGGGCCGGUGUCCCUGCAGGUUUUAGAUGUGUCCUUGAACCAACACAGCUGAUUUAAAUGGCUAAAUUAGCUCCUCAACAUGUC